Messenger RNA from Oryzias latipes (Japanese medaka), 2027 nucleotides. RefSeq names its product notchless homolog 1 (Drosophila) (gene nle1). Gene Ontology annotation, molecular function: protein binding. The record is from RefSeq and is a predicted model, not a curated record. Gene Ontology annotation, cellular component: nucleolus. Gene Ontology annotation, biological process: ribosomal large subunit assembly; Notch signaling pathway. NCBI's taxonomy places the organism in Eukaryota, Metazoa, Chordata, Actinopteri, Beloniformes, Adrianichthyidae.
UCAUUCUCCCACAAUUCUUUGCGCAAACUGCAAUUUCGCCUUUUAGCGCAUCUGUCAUCAAGAGGCUCUUUGGAGACUAAAACACGUGGGGAGAGUCAUUCUUGGUUCGCUAACGGACUGGGGGCUACACUGAAGCACUCAAAAUGACGAGCGAGGACGUGGAGCGACUGUUGAUCCAGUUUCAGGACGAGGAUGGAGUGGUUCUGGGUUCACCCUUUGACGUCCCUCUGGAUAUCACCCCAGAAAAACUGCAGCUGGUCUGCAAUUCAUUGUUGAUGAAGGAGGAGCCAGUUCCUUUUGCUUUUUUUGCGCGUGGGGAGGCAGAGGUGGUGUCCAGUUUGGGUUCGUGUGUGAAAGCAAUCGGUGUGGAAACAGAACAGGUUCUGCCCGUGGUGUACCAACCUCAGGCUGUGUUCAGGGUCCGGGCUGUGUCCCGCUGUACCAGCACCCUGCAGGGACACACAGAGGCGGUCAUCUCCACGGCUUUCAGCCCCACCGGGAAAUACCUGGCCAGCGGUUCUGGUGACACUACAGUGCGUUUCUGGGACCUGAGCACUGAAACGCCUCACCACACUGCCAGAGGACACACUCACUGGGUGCUGAGCAUCGCCUGGUCUCCUGAUGGGAAGAAGCUGGCUUCAGGGUGUAAGAAUAGUCAGAUCUGUCUGUGGGAUCCAGUGACGGGAGCUCAGAUCGGCAAAACUCUGACAGGACACACCAAGUGGAUCACUUGGCUCUGCUGGGAGCCUCUCCAUCUCAAUCCAGAGUGUCGCUACUUAGCAAGCACCUCCAAGGACGGCUCGGUGCGCAUCUGGGACACUGCGUUGGGGCGCUGCGAUAAAAUCCUGACGGGCCACACCCAGUCCGUCACCUGCGUGAAGUGGGGGGGGGACGGACUUCUCUACACGUCCUCCCACGACAGAACAGUCAAAGUGUGGAGGGCGAAAGAUGGGGUGCAGUGCAGGACUCUCCAAGGCCACGCCCACUGGGUGAAUACACUGGCUCUCAGUACGGACUACGUCCUCCGAACUGGAGCGUUUGAACCAGCAACUGCUACCAUCAACCCUCAAGAUGUAACCGGCGCUUUGGAGGAGGUGAAGGAGAGAGCUCUGCAGAGGUACAACAAAGUCCGGGGUUCCAAUCCGGAGCGCUUGGUGUCCGGCUCGGACGACUUCACCUUGUUCCUGUGGAAUCCCGCGGCGGACAAAAAGCCUUUGGCCAGGAUGACCGGCCACAGCGCUCUGGUCAACGAGGUGCUGUUCUCCCCCGACACCAGGCUCCUGGCCUCCGCCUCCUUUGAUAAGUCCGUCAAAAUCUGGGACGGACGGACGGGAAAGUACCUGAUGUCGUUGCGUGGUCACGUGGGGUCCGUGUAUCAGGUGGCGUGGUCCGCAGACAGCCGGCUGCUGGUCAGCGGCAGCAGCGACAGCACUCUCAAAGUGUGGGACGUCAAGACCGGAAAGCUCAGCAUAGACCUCCCCGGCCACGCCGACGAAGUUUACGCGGUGGACUGGAGUCCUGAUGGCCAGAGAGUCGCAAGCGGCGGCAAAGACAAAUGUCUGAGGAUAUGGAGAAGAUAGCAGCAGCCCCUCCUCCUUUCCUGAAUUUGCUGACUCCAGUCUUCACAGAAGCCUGACAGCUGAAGCAGUCCAGCUGAUUCUCCAGUACCAUGUUUCAGCACUGAAGCUCUGAUUGGGCUUUAGAAGCUAUUCAGCUGAAGAAAAGCCCUUUUAAAUCAGGUUAGAUCCCUGCAUACGGAUGAAAUGGGCUCCUGUCUGUACCACCACAGGUUUAGUUUACUCCAUGCAACCUGUUAAAACCCAAGAAAAUGAACUGACCAAAGUGUGUUUGCUCCCUCCUCUGCUGAAGCUUUAGUUGAUGCUUUGGAGACGCUCUGGAAGGUGACAGGUGCUGUGCAGGUCGUCCUGCCUUUACUGCAGUCAGCAAAGCUGUGAUACUUCCUUCCUGUAAGGCCGGCUGUCACUGCAGUCUACAUGUAAAUGUCAAUAAAGGUGUUUUUCAUUCAU